ACCCCACUGCAUCAGACCACACUACAGCAGACCCCACUACAGCAGACCCCACUGCAUCAGACCCCACUACAGCAGACCCACUACAGCAGACCCACUACAGCAGACCCACUGCAGCAGACCCCACUAACAGCAACGACCCACUACAGCAGACCCCACUACAGCAGACCCCACUCCAGCAGACCCAACUGCAGCAGACCCACUACAGCAGACCCCACUACAGCAGACCCCACUGAGAGCAGACCCACUAGCAGCCAGUACCCCCACUACAGCAGACCCCACUACAGCAGACCCACUACAGCAGACCCCACUGCAGCAGACCCCACUACAGCACGACUCCACUGGCAGCAGACUCCACUGCAGCAGACCCCACUACAGCAGACCCCACUGCAACAGACCCCACUACAGCAGACCCCACUACAGCAGACCGCCACUGCAGCAGACCCCACUGCAGCAAGACCCCACUGCAGCAGACCCCACUGCAGCAGACCCCACUACAGCAGACCCCCAACUGCAGCAGACGCCCAGCUGCAGCAGACCCCACUGCAGCAGACCCCACUGCAGCAGACCCCACUGCAGCAGACCCCACUGCAGCAGACCGCACUAGCAGCAGAACCCCACUGCAGCAGACCCACUGCAGCAGACCCCACUGCAGCAGACCCCACUGCAGCAGACCCCACUGCAGCAGACCCACUACAGCAGACCCACUACAGCAGACCCACUACAGCAGACCCCCACUGCAGCAGACCCACUGCAGCAGACCCACUGCAGCAGACCCCACUAGCAGCAGACCCACUGAUCGCAGACCCCCCACUGCAGCAGACCCCACUGCAGCAGACCCACUGCAGCAGCCCCACUGCAGCAGACCCCACUGCAGCAGCAGACAACCCCUCUGCAGCAGACCCACUGCAGCAGACCCCACUUGCAGCAGACCCCUCUACAGCAGAACUCCACUACAAGCAGACUCACAUACACAGCAGAUUACACUACCAGCGAUUCACUACAGCAGACCCCAUACAUCAGACCCCACUCAGCAGCCCACUGCCCACUGCACAGCAGACACCCACACACUGGCAGCAGCCCCUAAGUCAAGACCCCACUCACAGACACCCCAGCAGCAGACCCACUGCAGCAGACCCCAGCGCCCCACCCCGCCGCUUUUUCACCCUUCAAUUUCCUCCAUGUCUACUAAGGUGA
Messenger RNA from Salvelinus sp. IW2-2015, 1194 nucleotides. NCBI's taxonomy places the organism in Eukaryota, Metazoa, Chordata, Actinopteri, Salmoniformes, Salmonidae. The record is from RefSeq and is a predicted model, not a curated record.